Pleurotus ostreatus (oyster mushroom) is the source of this 480-nucleotide messenger RNA. RefSeq lists its product as uncharacterized. Bases 1 to 480 code for a protein of 159 amino acids. The record is from RefSeq and is a predicted model, not a curated record. Lineage: Eukaryota; Fungi; Basidiomycota; Agaricomycetes; Agaricales; Pleurotaceae. Gene Ontology annotation, molecular function: RNA nuclease activity; RNA binding. The transcript is spliced from 4 exons.
AUGCAAUCAUUCGCCGCUAAGCUCCUUUCUCUGGUCCUGGUGUGGACGGCUCUUGUCCUUGUCGUGUCUCCCGCACAAGCCUACCCCACCCUCGACGAACGUGGCCAAUCUUACAUCCAGAGGUCAUCCACUCCAUGGAGUACGCUCGACAAGCGCGGCAAGAGAGCCACUGCCUGCAACUGCAAAGUCACGGUAGGCGGUAAAUUGCAAGGAUCCAGCUACAUUGCGCCGGUGGUCCAAAAGGCCCUAGAUCGAGGGAUCGAGCUCGGCAAGAAGAAGCAGUCCGCUGGAGCCAAUGAUUACCCUCACCCGUACAACAACAAAGGGACGGGAUUGAUGGAAUUCCCGCUUCUCAACAAAGGAGGGGCCAGCCGCGCGCCGGAAGCCGACAGAGUCGUAUAUGAUUCUAAAGAGAAUUUCUGCGGCUGUAUGACACACCUCGGCGUUCAGGGCAAUGGGUUCCAGCUUUGCAAGAGUUGA